AUGCCGUACUUUGACGACAUCUUGGUAGCCUCUAGAACACAGAGUGACCAUGCAACCCAUCUGCGAAAGGUGCUUGAAAUAGCACGCAACAACAAUCUGAAGCUAAACAAGGACAAGCUCAAGCUGGGUCUGUCUACAGUAACCUACCUUGGUCACCAGCUUAUCCGAGAAGGCAUUGCUCCUGACCCUGAAAAGACCAUCAAGACAGUAGACGAGGAACAUGGUGUCCUGGUCUGCACAUUGGUUCACGCAUCCACAGCAAAGCUGGCUGAAAUCCAAGCUAGCACGGCAGCAGAUGAGGUCUUGAAGCGUGUAACGACCUACAUCGAGCACGGUUGGCCAAAUAAAAUCUCAAAGGUCCACCCGUCAGUCAGACCCUUCUACUCAAGAAGAAGUGAGCUCUACAUAACCGAUGGCUUCAUCUGCUAUGGCGAACGACUAGUAGUGCCAGAAGCAUGCAAGAAGGAUGUGAUCUCUAGACUUCACAUGACCCAUCGCGGCAUUGUCGCAUGCAAAAACCUGGCUUCCCAAAGCGUCUUCUGGCCUAGGAUAAACCAGGACAUCGAGGAGCUGAUCAGCAGCUGUGAAGUUUGUCAACGCCACCAAGGAGCAAAUCAAAGAGAACCACUUCUUGACCGAGACUUGCCAAUACGCCCAUGGGAGAAAGUAGCCAUGGAUUUCUUCUACCACGGUGGCACCACUUAUUUGCUUGUGGUAGAUUAUUACUCGAAGUUUGUGGAAGUCAAGAAAAUGUCGACUACAACGGCAUCUGCUCUUAUAUCAGUGCUCAAGGAGCUGUAUGCGCGCCACGGCACACCAAGUGAAGCUGUCAGUGACCAAGGCCCCCCAUUUGUUUCUGUGGAGUAUAGAAGCUUCAACAAGGAGUGGGAUAUCGUCCACAACCCAUCGUCACCACUCUUUCCGAGGUCCAAUGGACAAGCAGAACGGACAAUACAAACCAUCAAGGCCACAAUGACUAAGGCUCUCUCCGAAGGAAAGGACUUGGCACUAGUGUUGAUGACCUACAGAGCAACGCCAAAAGAACCAGCCAUUUUGGUUUUGGCAUGGAAAAAGUUGGAGAAAAGCAGUUGUGACACAGCACCUCCCUUCGUCAGUCCAAUGCAACAGACUCGCCACCACAAGCUCAACCCCGCCAGACUCGCUCAGGAAGACCUGUGA
Ixodes scapularis (black-legged tick) is the source of this 1179-nucleotide messenger RNA. RefSeq lists its product as uncharacterized. Gene Ontology annotation, molecular function: nucleic acid binding. Gene Ontology annotation, biological process: DNA integration. The record is from RefSeq and is a predicted model, not a curated record. Bases 1 to 1179 code for a protein of 392 amino acids. NCBI's taxonomy places the organism in Eukaryota, Metazoa, Arthropoda, Arachnida, Ixodida, Ixodidae. The transcript is spliced from 4 exons.